Molecule: messenger RNA, 963 nt
Organism: Solanum lycopersicum (tomato)
Lineage: Eukaryota; Viridiplantae; Streptophyta; Magnoliopsida; Solanales; Solanaceae
Product: transcription factor bHLH95-like
Biological process (GO): endosperm development; regulation of DNA-templated transcription
Molecular function (GO): DNA-binding transcription factor activity; protein dimerization activity
Source: RefSeq, a predicted model, not a curated record
AUGAAAAAGAAAAAAAUCAAUGGAGGUGGUGAGAAUAAUCAUGUUUUUCCAUGGGAAACUAAUGAUGGAUGGCCGUACCUAAACUUGAAUGGCAAUCAAAUUGGGAUUGCAGUGACAUUUGAGGGUGACAAGUUACAAGAUCCAACUAGAUUUGAUACUUAUCCACCAUUGACAGUUGUUAAUGAAGUGAUUGAACCAAGUACCAAUGCUGGAAAGAAGAGAAGUCCACCCAACCGAAAAAAGAACGGUAAGGAAAUUGUUGAACCAAAUUUUUGUAUUGAUGGAGCCGGAGAUAGAGGAGGAUUAAAUCAUGAUUUACACAUAUGGAUGGCGAGACAAAGGACAAUGAAAAUUGGAAUUUUUUUCAACACUCUUCGUGCUUUGAUUUCUAAUAUCCCUGCUAAGGCUGAUAAGUCUACAAUUGUUGAGAAAGCAGUAAACCACAUCCAAAAACUGCAGAAUACUUUGGAGAAGCUUGAACAGGAAAAACUAGAAAGGCUUCAAGAACAUAAUGUAAGGUGUAGGAGUUCACAAAAAUUCACUAAUACUUGUAACAAUUGGGAGAAAUAUCUGGGUGAUCAAGGAUCAACACAUAAUACAUCUUCUACUACAUCAACAACUCAUGGUACCAAUCCCCUUAUGGUGAAUAAUAACAUUCCAACAGGUUUUGUGACAUGGAGUUCACCAAACGUGAUACUUAAUGUUUGUGGUGAAAAUGCACAUAUUAGUGUGUGUUAUCCAAAGAAGUCAGGGCUAUUCACCUUCAUUUGUUAUAUUUUGGGGAAACAUGGGAUCGAGAUUGUGUCUGCUCAAGCUUCAUCUGAUCAAUUCAGAAGCGUGUUCAAGAUCCAAGCUCACGCUAAAGGUGGAACUGGCAUAGCUCAAUACUCUGAAGCAUCCAGAGUUGAAGAAAUGUACAAGCAAAUUGCGAUUGAGAUAAUUUCAUUUGCAACCCCCAAAUGA